Molecule: messenger RNA, 1308 nt
Organism: Gymnodraco acuticeps
Lineage: Eukaryota; Metazoa; Chordata; Actinopteri; Perciformes; Bathydraconidae
Exons: 5
Coding region: 137-769 (210 amino acids)
Source: RefSeq, a predicted model, not a curated record
GACAAACAGACAGACAGAAACACUCACACAGACAGAGAAGACAAAAAAAGGGGUAAGCACAGAUAGGGGAAAAAGCGAGAGAGGGACGGAGAGAGAUACACAGACAGCAACACAGGAGUCAUCUGUUCGAAAACUGAUGGCUGAAACAUAUCCCAUCCAGCGUGAAACCAUCAACGAUGGAACCAAUGUAAAGGUCCUAAAGGAAGAGUGGCCAUUUCUAUUUGAAGCUGCUCACCUGUUUGAUCAUGCAUCUAGACUCCUUGGCUUUUCGGUACAAAACAAGCUGGCACAGGAGCUUUCCAAAAAAGAACCGGGCAUCAACAACUUCCUUGACACCAAAGGGAUGAAGAUGGGUGAAGGUCCAGUACAGCUGAUCUGUGGCAUUGUGAGAUACUUCAAGGAAAACCCUGAUCACCUUUUCUGCAAAAAUGAGGACUCCGCGGAUGCUGAACUCAGCCUCCCCUGUACCCCAUGCAUCCUAAUCAGAGGUGACCAUCUAUUCAAGAUUGCUGUUGAUCAGGAAGUUGUGAAUGACCACAUCACCUCCCCCAUUGUGGCCCUGAGCUAUGCUUUCUGCUUGUUUUAUGUCUGCAACAUUGAAUAUCCAAAGGAGAUGUCUCUUACCCUGGAAUUCAUGCAAAGAGUUUUCUUUGGAGUGAAUCCUGACCGAGGGUCCAAGGCUGAGAUGAAGGGGAAGAAACAGCACCACAUUCCUCCAAAACUGUCGAAGCUCGUGACUGAGCUGAAGGAAUUUGACUGGCACAUGUGAGCUUUCCCCAAAGCUCAAAACAGAACUUUUUGGACUGGACUUUUGGACUGAACAUACCAACACACACUUUAAAAAAAAAAAAGUUUACUUUUUUUUUAUUUGUCACUGCAUGUUCUAUGCACUUUAUGGCACUCAGGUAGCGAGGGGUAACAUUAUUGCCCACCACCACAGAUUUUUGGGUUCAAAUCCCCCAUGUUCGGGGGGAGGGAAGUUGGGAGGGUGAUAUUUGUCAUUGCAUGUUCUCCUACAGGUUGGGGCAACGCCUAUCAGCGGGGAAUGUUGAGUGGGAGGUGUAGGACGGAGUUGCUACAUCCUCCUGGAUGGGGCUCCUCCUUCCUCACUGACAGGUGAGCCAGUAGGGUGCAACAGCAGUGGCAAACAGUGGGAGGAAUUUAUAACUACUAAUUUGAUCUUGAGGCGCACAUGUACACACAGCCCGACCUCUAACAUCAUGGUGUUAAGAAAAAGGUUAUUGUUGCUGUUAUUUUACAUACUUGAAUGUAUGGUCAUGUUAGGGUUUUACAAUUUAAUGGAAAUGA